Messenger RNA from Letharia columbiana, 1500 nucleotides. RefSeq lists its product as uncharacterized. The record is from RefSeq and is a predicted model, not a curated record. Bases 1 to 1500 code for a protein of 499 amino acids. The transcript is spliced from 3 exons. Lineage: Eukaryota; Fungi; Ascomycota; Lecanoromycetes; Lecanorales; Parmeliaceae.
AUGGGACAAGCGCCGCCAAGCCCCCGCAAAUCAACCCAGCCCAUCAUCUUCAACACUCUCUUCGCUUCGACACCUUCACAACUCGCCAUCAUGGACCGCAUACAACGCUACAUAAACCCCUCAACCUCCCUCUACCGUUGUCAUGUGGGACCUGAUCAGCCAACGCGCAUCCUUCGCCGAGGCGACCACGACGUUACGUCGGAUGUCAGUGUCGUCGGCAACCUAGAGCUUCCAAAUCCGACCACCCCUCCCCGGCCAAGGUCGAUGUAUGACGGGAUUUCGAACGGGCAAUACCAAGGCAACCAAUCGGCUCCUGACAUGAAUCAACGAAGAAAGAAAAGUCGGAAGUCGCAAGGAGGAGGAAUCACAAGAGCAUCAGGAGUUCGAAGUUCAGACCUGAAUCAAGCUCCAAUCCCAGCGUCUCCUCAACAACCUCUCACACCGAGCCGCCCAAAUGAGACCCCUGUGAAAGCAUACGCAGGGCCCACGUUUCAUGCGUCCCCAGCGGCUUCCUCAUUACCCAUCCCAAAAUUCUUCUCCAGAUCGGUUCCCAAUGUGGACAAGAGUAGGAUGGAGCAAGAAACAGUUGACACGACGUCCGAGAGCGACAAUUCCCCCUUUCUGCAGAACAGCCACCCGACCCAUGACCUUCGAGCCCGGGAAGAUUCACAAGAUUCACCCCUUGACAUUUUCUUCCAAGCUGAUAGGAACGCUAAGACCAAAGCUCAGGUUAGAAGCCCGGCAGGCUCGAAUAGCUUGCGGUCAGAAUCACAGAAUGAUGUUCGACAUCAUUCGCGCCAACCCACCGACAGUUCCCUCGGUGGAAUGUUUCCUUUGGAGAUGGAUGGGGCAGCAUCGGAAACCUCGGAUAGUACGAAUAAUAACGAGCAAAUCACCCCUGCUCCCAAGGCCAUGUCGGAGGCCGAUUACAGAGAUGAUCAGCGCAAAGCUCAAACCCUCGAGCUCAAGAAGUUGCUCUUCCCUCCCAAGCCUCAACGCCCAGCACCGUCUACGCCUCGCUCAGUUCUCCUUCACCCGGAACUACUCCUCGCUGGAGACUCUCCAGGGCUGGUCCCAGAUGCAACGAGUCGAGACCAGCAACGGCACGCUGCUUUGCUGGCUUUGGCUCAAAAGCAAAUUUUAGGAAAAGGCAACAAUAACGUGUCUGCAGCUCAGCGACCGCCUUCUUCCAAGCUUUGGAAAGAGAUUUCAGUACCUAGCUCGCCAGGGGUAUCCGAGCUUCCAACCACUCCAACGCAAACCCGUGUACAGAAGACAUCUACCAACAUCAAUGGCCAUGCACAGCAACAGCAAAAUGACUCUGCCUCUCCCUAUUCUCCCUUUCCCUCGGCCUUCACCCCACCAGCUAAGUCUCCUGGCGGAUUUCAAAGUACUCCCUCUCGACAUUCCAAAGAUGCAAAAUCAAUUGAAGAAGAUCUUCGGCGAAUCUUGAAGCUUGAUGUUCUUGGCGGUGAUUCCGUUACUGGUGUUCAAUCUUGA